Gastrolobium bilobum is the source of this 1934-nucleotide messenger RNA. Its product is annotated as LEAF RUST 10 DISEASE-RESISTANCE LOCUS RECEPTOR-LIKE PROTEIN KINASE-like 2.1. Gene Ontology annotation, biological process: protein phosphorylation. The record is from RefSeq and is a predicted model, not a curated record. Bases 23 to 1918 code for a protein of 631 amino acids. The transcript has 3 exons. Gene Ontology annotation, molecular function: protein kinase activity; polysaccharide binding; ATP binding. Lineage: Eukaryota; Viridiplantae; Streptophyta; Magnoliopsida; Fabales; Fabaceae.
UCUCCAACAACUCAAACAUUUCAUGAUGUUCAAACUUGCAUGUGCAUGCUUUGUUUCUUCUCUGUUUCUCUUCUUCACCUAUUCCUCUGGCAGCCACAACACUUCAUCCUCAACAAUUUGCCCCACUUACCGCUGCACCAAUGGACCUAACAUCAGUUACCCUUUUUGGCUAGCCCAAGGUUCCCCUCCUGAUCAAUAUUGUGGUUACCAAGAACUUGGCCUUAUUUGCUCUGACCAUGGUAACCCCAUUUUCUCUCCACCACCCGGAUUAUACUACUACGUAGAAGAUAUAGACUAUGAAAAACAUAGUCUUAAGCUCAUUGAUGUUGAUACUGUAAACCAAACUUGUCCAAGGGCACUUCACAAUGUUCCCUUGGGCAACCUACCACUUUCUCACUCACCUUUGAACUUAAACCUUAGCUUUUACUAUAACUGCAGUCAUUACCCUUCUUAUGUACCUUCUAUAAAGUGUCUGAGUUCCGGGGCAAACGAGUCUUUUGUGUUUGGCAUGAGGAAUGAGACUAAAGGUUUUGACUGGUCUGAGAAUUGUCAGGAAAACGUUGUGGUGACAGUGAUGAAGGAUCAGAUUACAAGUGAUGGCUUGAUGAAUGAGUUUGCUGGGGCCAUGAAUGAAGGGUUCGUGCUUGAUUGGCAAACAGCUUCAAAUUGUGCUGAGUGCGAGGCCAGUGAUGGACUUUGUGGAUACAGUAACACCAGGAAGGAGUUGCUGUGCUUUUGCAAAGAUGGCAGUACAAGAAGCAAUAAAUGUGAAGGGGGAAGCAGCACCCGUUUCUCAAGACUAAAUAUAGGUUUAAUAGCUGGAGGAAUUGGAGCACUAAUGAUAUGCAUCAUACUUUGCAGUUUUAGACGUAAAUUAUCACCAGUUGUGUCAAAAAUUUGGAAGACCAAGAAGAUUGAUCUAGAUAUUGAGGCCUUUAUCAGAGAUAAUGGACCUCCAGCCAUAAAAAGAUAUUCGUAUUCAGAGAUCAAGAAAAUGACCAAUUCUUUUGAUUCCAAACUGGGACAAGGUGGUUAUGGCCAAGUAUAUAAAGGAAAUCUAAACAAUAAUUGUCCUGUGGCUGUGAAGGUACUGAAUGCUUCCAAAGGGAAUGGGGAAGAAUUUAUCAAUGAGGUUGCGAGCAUCAGCAGAACAUCCCAUGUUAAUAUUGUUAAUCUCCUUGGUUUUUGUCUUGAAGGCCAAAAGAAAGCUCUCAUAUAUGAAUUUAUGCCCAAUGGAUCACUUGAAAAGUUUAUACACAAAGAUUUUGAAACCAAUCCACCUUUGAGUUGGGAAAGAUUACACCAGAUUGCAGAAGGGAUAGCUAAAGGACUAGAGUACUUGCAUAGGGGUUGCAACACUCGGAUAUUACAUUUUGACAUAAAACCAACCAACAUCCUUUUAGAUGAAAACUUGUGCCCCAAAAUCUCAGAUUUUGGGCUGGCUAAGCUCUGCUCAAAAACACAUAGUAUCAUCUCUAUGCUUGAUGCUAGAGGGACAAUUGGGUAUAUAGCUCCCGAAAUAUGGAACAGAAACUUUGGAGGAGUGUCACAUAAGUCUGAUGUCUAUAGUUAUGGAAUGAUGAUUUUGGAAAUGGUAGGGGGAAGGCAAAACAUCAGUACUGAAGCAUGUAAUUCCAGUGACACAUAUUUUCCUCAUUGGAUAUAUAAGCAUGUUGAGGUUGGUAGCAAUUUAACAUGGCAUGGUGGCAUGACCAUAGAGGAAAAUGAAAUUUGUAAGAAAAUGAUUUUAGUAGGAUUGUGGUGCAUACAGACAAUCCCAUCUGACAGGCCUCCAAUGAGUAGGGUGAUUGAAAUGUUAGAAGGAAGCUUAGAACAGUUGCAAAUUCCACCAAAGCCGUUCAUGUUUUCUCCUACAACAACCCAAGUGGAACCUUGCACCACUAGUAGCUGUGAUUGAUUUUCAAUCUCUGAUU